CAUUACAGAGCACAUUUUAUCCACAAGCAUUGAGCUUGUCAAUUUAUUAAUUUCUUCAAAGGCAAAUAAAGCAUUAUACGUCGUACUUUUUAGAAAAAAUUGAAAUUAUUAAGCUGACUUAGGUUUCUGCAGCGAAAUCAUGGCAAUAACAAAUGCUUUAACAACAUUCAAAUUCAACUAUACAAUUUCAAACAUCAGCGAGUUCGACGAGCAAUAUACACCCGAAGUUAUGGUCCAGGGCAUUCCAUGGAGUGUUAAAUUCAUAAAGGAACGUGUUGAAGGAGAGGAAUUCUUCAGUUUUUAUUUGUUGUGUAAACAUGAAGCUGCAUUACGCAAUUGGUCACACAUUGCUUUUGCAGCAGUUAAACUAUUGCCAUUCAAGAAAAAUGUCAUACCCAUUGAAUAUUAUAUGGCACCAUAUAUUUUCGGUAGCUUGUAUCAAGUGUCUGGUAUUAGUGAUUUCAUCAAGUGGAAGCGAUUGAUCAAUAAUCGAAAUGGAUUUGUGCAUGAUGACACCAUCCGGAUGGAGAUCAAAAUUGAAGUUGCCGAUCCAAAUGAUGAAAAUAAAAGCAUUUUGAAAAUUGACGUUUUGGACAAAUGUUGCAGCCACAGUGGUCAUGCCACUUAUCGAUUGUCUGUUUCCAAUAUCGAUGCAUUGAUGGCUGUUGGAACGCCGGAAUUCACUUUGCGUGGCCUACGUUGGAAAGUAAUUAUUUGCAAGUAUAUGUCGAAAUGGUUGGGCUUUCAAAUGCAAACCUCUAAUAGUCACCUCCAAGGUACUGACGAAGUCACAUGCAACACCAAAGCCAAUUUCAAACUUAUUUCUAUGAAAGAUAAUGCUAAGUCAAUUGAGCGUGUACUCGAGGGACAGAUGGAAAAAGGAUAUCUAUUGUAUGAUUGCGAAUUUGUAUCGUGGGACGAUUUAUUUGAUGAUCAAAAUGGUUUUGUUCGUGAUAACGCAAUCGUGUUAGAAAUCAAAAUCGUAGCGGAACAACCGGAUUAUACCGGUCGCAAUGAUAAGAAACGACGAUCGUCGGUGGAUCAAAAUGAAGAUGCAAAAGUGCUGAAAUUGGAGUGCUCAAUCUGUAUUGAAGCCAUUCACGAUCAAGACGUUUCAUCUCUUCGAUGCACACACAUGUUCUGUACAGCGUGCAUCAGACGUUCCAUGAGAACUUAUAAGAAGUGUCCAAUCUGCAAUGCUGCAGCCAAAUUGACCGAUUUGCGACGCUGCCGUUUACCAAUAAAAGAAUAGAGAGUUGACGUACUCAACCAUCAACGAAAACAUUCAACACAAAAACAAUCAACGAUAUUCCAAACAAAUGCAUACGAUUCAGUAAAAAGAGAAAUUGACGGAUUUACAACCCAUUAGUUGCGUAUUGCCAAAGGCGAUGAGUAGACGUUCUUCGUUAUCACAAGACUCAUUCCAAAGUCUUACCAAAUAUAUCUCAUAAGGGAUGACCUUUGCUGCAUAAAAAUACAUUCGAUUCAUCAACAGUUUUAAACAAUAAUCAAAACAAAACUAUAGUCCAGUAAAAAAGAACACUAUCACUCUCUUAUCUUACUUAAAUUUGUAUUGAAAAGUUCAAAAUUCAAA
Molecule: messenger RNA, 1594 nt
Organism: Contarinia nasturtii (swede midge)
Lineage: Eukaryota; Metazoa; Arthropoda; Insecta; Diptera; Cecidomyiidae
Exons: 3
Coding region: 140-1252 (370 amino acids)
Molecular function (GO): protein binding
Source: RefSeq, a predicted model, not a curated record